This is a messenger RNA of Schizosaccharomyces cryophilus OY26, 1468 nucleotides long. RefSeq names its product serine/threonine protein phosphatase Sds21. Bases 304 to 1272 code for a protein of 322 amino acids. The record is from RefSeq and is a predicted model, not a curated record. The transcript is spliced from 4 exons. Gene Ontology annotation, molecular function: protein serine/threonine phosphatase activity. Gene Ontology annotation, cellular component: cytoplasm; nucleus. Lineage: Eukaryota; Fungi; Ascomycota; Schizosaccharomycetes; Schizosaccharomycetales; Schizosaccharomycetaceae.
CAUAAAACUAAACAAAGCUACUUCGCAUUUCUUUAGGUUGUCUGCCGAUGAAGAAAAUUGAUUUUUCGAGUAGUUCAACGUGAAUCUGUAAAAAAAAUGAAAUCGCACCUUUUCGGGGAAUUAAGACGACUGAAAGAUUCUUUUUCCUUCAAUGGAAUUUAACGCUUAAAAGAGAAAAGAGGGAAAAUUCGACCUAUGACUUCUUGGCUUCUUUAAUAUUGGGAUAUACUCAACACAAGCCAAACACCGCAUUUGGGUGGAUUUUUUAUUCUUGGGGAAUUGCGGUUGAAUUUAGAACAAAAUAUGGAUUAUGAUAUUGAUACUAUUAUAGAAAAGCUUAUAAAAGUCCAGCAUGUGAAACCAGGCCGCCAAACUCAAUUGACGGAAGCAGAAAUUCGUUAUUUAUGUACGACUUCCCGCUCUUUAUUUCUUAAUCAGCCAAUGCUGUUGGAAUUGGAGGCUCCUUUAAAGGUUUGUGGUGAUAUCCAUGGUCAAUAUUCAGACUUGCUCCGACUAUUUGAGUACGGUGGAUUUCCUCCCGAUACAAAUUAUUUGUUCUUAGGUGACUACGUUGAUCGAGGAAAGCAAAGUCUCGAAGUUAUUUGCCUUUUAUUUGCUUUCAAGAUUAAGUAUCCCGAAAACUUCUUCCUUCUCCGUGGCAACCAUGAAUGUGCUAGUAUCAAUCGGAUUUAUGGCUUCUAUGACGAAUGCAAGCGUCGCUACAACAUUAAAAUAUGGAAAAUUUUUACCGAUUGCUUCAACUGCAUGCCCGUUGCUGCAAUUGUUGAUGAAAAAAUCUUUUGUAUGCAUGGUGGCCUUUCCCCAGAUUUAAAUGCUAUGGAGCAAAUUCAACGAAUUAUUCGUCCUACCGAUAUUCCCGAUACAGGCUUAUUGUGCGAUCUAUUAUGGUCGGAUCCUGAAAAAGAUGUCACAGGUUGGGGAGAUAAUGACAGAGGAGUUUCAUAUACAUUUGGUGCUGAUGUCGUAAAUCGGUUUUUACAAAAACACGACAUGGACCUAAUUUGUAGAGCGCAUCAAGUAGUUGAAGAUGGUUAUGAAUUUUUUGCUAAACGGUUACUUGUGACAAUUUUCAGCGCUCCCAACUAUUGUGGAGAGUUCGACAACGUUGGCGCUAUGAUGAGUGUCAAUGAAGAUUUACUUUGCAGUUUUCAGAUCUUAAAACCAGCUGAAAAGCGUGCUCGCAACCAUCCCUUAUCCGGCAAAGAACCGAAAUCUGUCAUGAGUGGCUUUAAAAAAUCGAAAAAUAACUAAGAAACUAUACAGGAGUUGAUCCUUUAUAAAGAUGUCUACAACAACGUGAGGAUUUUUUUUUUUAUACGUAUUUAGGGAAAUGGCAAUUUGACUUUGUGGUAAUUAUAAAAAAAGUAUUUCCUUUGGUUGUAUACUAGUACUGGGUUUGAAUUUUUACUUUGUGAAUAAGGGGUCUAUAAUUGUUAAAGCUUUUAGG